Messenger RNA from Penicillium macrosclerotiorum, 966 nucleotides. Its product is annotated as aromatic alcohol reductase. The record is from RefSeq and is a predicted model, not a curated record. NCBI's taxonomy places the organism in Eukaryota, Fungi, Ascomycota, Eurotiomycetes, Eurotiales, Aspergillaceae. The coding region runs from base 1 to 966 and encodes 321 amino acids. The transcript has 4 exons. Gene Ontology annotation, molecular function: oxidoreductase activity.
AUGGCAAUUAAACAGAAGGUUCUGCUUCUUGGAGGUACUGGCGAGACUGGUAACUCUAUUCUGAAAGGGCUGCAAGAAUCUGGCACCUUCGAUGUUGAAAUUCUGGUUCGACCUGCUUCCGUCAAAAAGCCAUCGGUCCAAAAGAUAAAAGAACAGGGCAUUAAGAUUUGGUCCGUCGAUCUCGAUGAAUCUACCGAGCUCGCAUCUGCGCUGAGCGGCGUCGAUAUUCUUAUCAGUGCUAUUGGCCCUCAUGAUCUCCUACAGCAAAAGAAGCUACUCCAGUCUGCGAAGCAAGCAGGUGUCAAAAGAAUUAUUCCGUGCGCUUUCAUUACGGUCGCACCGCCAACCGGUGCUAUGCUACUUCGUGAUGAGAAGGAAGAAAUAUACAACGCUAUCAAAUACAUUGGUAUUCCUUAUACCAUUAUAGAUGUUGGGUAUUGGUACCAAAUCUCAUUCCCGACCGUGCCCUCUGGUAAAGUGGAUUAUGCAUCCUUGAUACCAAAAAAUGUCAUCCACGGCGACGGUACGGCUCCAAAUAUCCUCACUGACCUACGUGAUGUCGGAAAAUUUGUUGCCCGUAUACUGUGUGAUGAUAGGACUAUUAAUAAAUAUGUCUACACAUCUGGGGACGUCCUAAGCGAGAACGAAAUAUACCGCAUCGUGGAAGAGCUCACUGGGGAGAAAUUAGAGUUGACCUAUAUGACGAGCGAAGACAUAGAAGCGAAAGUCAUACAUGCCAAAUCCGCUCUCUCCCAAGAUCCUCAAGAUCCCAUGAAGCGUAUUUCUCUUUAUAAAGCCGACUAUCAAUAUAGCAAAUACGUGCGUCAGGACAAUCGGCCUGAAUACGCCGAUUAUCUGGGUUAUCUGAACGCUAGAGAACUCUACCCGGAGUUUAAACCAAAAACCUUCCGUGAGUUCUUCGCGGAGGUACUGGCGGGAAAAGCGAGAAGGUUGUAUGCUAGUUGA